CUCUGGCUCAAGCUUGACGAUUUUGUCUUGCCUGAAUAUUGUCUACCCAAAGCUGUUCUCCUCAACUGAAGAUAGCCAUGUAAGUUUCGAGUCGUCAUUGCAUGACGAAGUUUGCUCGCCGGCGCUACUCGAUCGCUUUCGGUCGAGCGUUGUGUAUAAAUCUGAGGCUCUGGAGCGGCUUACUCAGACACCACCAUCAUCUACUUGCGCACAUACCGUUCGCAGCUGGCAGUCAACUGACUCUCAUUUCAUCGUUGCGCUUUCGACUCUAUCGCACUGCUUAGCUACCAUGGAGCACAACAGAAAAGCGGAGCGGAAGCCAAUAUCUCGAGAAGUUACCAACUUACUCCAUACUCUAAGGGGAGAACAUUAUCGUCACGAGCAGAAUCUGCAGCGUUCCAAAGCCCGUGUGCCAUCAUAUCGGUUCCGUCAAAAUCCCACCCUCCCUUUCGACCAGAUAUACGCGGAUAGGCAACCUGAGCAACGGAGACCUAUCCUCUACCCAGAUGUGCCCACCCCUGUUAAACUAGGUCCAGAAGGGGUCUUGGAGUAUGCAUAUCCACGAGGCCCGGUCCCUGGGCCAACGCCACCGCCAAGUUGGAGUAGGCUGUUCGGGAAGGGGAAGGGGAAGGAGGUAGAGGAGUCCGAGCACAGGGCUGAGGCUCUGUCGCUUAUCUUCUCCCACCUUCCGACAACCGCAGGCGCACCGAGAAGUGCAGAUGCCGCCAGCUCAUCCAUUCCGCCACUCACAUUGAUUUGUCUACAAUACUUGCUUUCCCUCUUUUCCGAUUCUGAACGCGCCGAUGAUUUCGCCGAGAUUGUCCCCUAUAUUCCGCCUCACCUGCGCCGAGAUUUGAUGCGCUGGUCGGCCCAGCACUCUCCGCUGCCCAGCUCCAAGUUGUUUGCACUGUGCGAUGCGGAAGGCCAUGCCGACGGCGAACUCAUCGUUGUUGGUCCUCAAGCAUCGCUCCCUCGAAAUUAUUUUAGGAGAAUCAAGGCCGCCGACAUGAGCACGGAACAUGUAGAUGCUGUUCAUGGCGACCAGGAGGCAACUGAAGAUUGGGACUCAACGAAUGUCUAUACGCCUGCAGCGCUGCAUACGCUCGUCCUCCUCUCCUCUCCUCUUCCUGUCGACACGCUUCUGACCUUCCCGCCUACGCUCACACAUUUGGCCUUGCUCGCUCUGCCUGCUCCUGCGCAGGUACAUCGGUUACCACGUAUCUGUCCUCUGAUUGAAGUGCUCGAUCUAUCUUUCAACGUAUGGCUCGUGGAGGAUUUCGGGAAGAAUGGUGAGAGUAUACUGGACAGGAUCGAAUGGAAUCGAUGGAGUCGCCUGAGAGUGCUUGGAUUGCGAGAAUGCGGAGUGGGUACGGACAUUGUUGCUCGCGUUAACCAGAGUCGCUGGACAGAUGUCGAGAUCAUAGGUGUAGAUACUUCUGUCGGCUGAUAGCAGUCUUGCACUCGAGAAGUGCCGCCCUUGGCGGCAGAUCCCUUGCUCGCCUUAGAUGCCGUGUAACAAGUGCAUAAGGUGUAGUAAAUGUUAACUGGUGUCUUACCUUUGAGAAAAAAUUGCCUCC
Molecule: messenger RNA, 1577 nt
Organism: Laetiporus sulphureus 93-53
Lineage: Eukaryota; Fungi; Basidiomycota; Agaricomycetes; Polyporales; Laetiporaceae
Exons: 2
Coding region: 290-1447 (385 amino acids)
Source: RefSeq, a predicted model, not a curated record